UCGGCGCCAUCUUGGGUGUCGCAGUUUGACUAUCUGUCAGUGUCAGUGUAGCUUUGUAAUUAGUCAUUCUGCGAAAAAUCCAGAGAAAAUUCAGAAAAAGACUGAAAAGUGUUUUAAGUUUAGUUUCGUGCUUGCUGUUGUAAAAGUUUCGGCAGCAUGACGCAACAAUUACUACCGAUAAAGUUCCAGGAGCAUUUGCAGCUCACCAAUGUCGGUAUUAAUGUGGCGAACAUCUCCUUCGCCACACUCACCAUGGAAAGCGACAAGUUCAUCUGUGUUCGCGAAAAGGUCGGAGACACUUCUCAAGUGGUCAUCAUUGAUAUGGGCGACACUGCUAACCCCAUCAGACGCCCCAUCACCGCCGAGAGCGCCAUCAUGAACCCCGCUUCCAAAGUCAUUGCACUCAAAGGCAAAGCGGGAGUGGAAGCCCAAAAAACCUUGCAGAUUUUCAACAUUGAAAUGAAGUCCAAAAUGAAAGCACACACCAUGUCGGAAGACGUCAUCUUUUGGAAGUGGAUCUCAUUAAACACCUUGGCUUUGGUCACGGAAACCUCGGUGUAUCAUUGGUCCAUGGAGGGCGACUCCACACCAGUGAAGAUGUUUGAUCGUCACUCGUCCCUGAACGGCUGUCAAAUCAUCAACUAUCGCACCGACCCCAAACAAAACUGGCUGCUAUUGGUGGGAAUCAGCGCCCAACAGUCACGUGUUGUGGGGGCUAUGCAACUCUAUUCAGUCGAGCGUAAAUGUUCACAACCAAUCGAAGGUCAUGCAGCAUCAUUUGCAACAUUUAAACUGGAGGGUAAUCCAGAACCAUCGACACUUUUCUGUUUCGCUGUAAGAACAGUCCAAGGUGGCAAACUUCACAUCAUUGAGGUGGGGCAAAGUCCAGCCGGUAACCAACCAUUCCCCAAGAAAACCGUCGAUGUGUUUUUCCCACCUGAGGCCCAAAACGACUUCCCAGUCGCCAUGCAAGUGUCAGCAAAAUACGAUGUCAUUUACUUAAUUACCAAAUACGGCUAUAUUCAUAUGUAUGACAUUGAAAGCGCCAUCUGUAUCUACAUGAAUCGUAUCUCAAGUGAGACAAUUUUCGUAACAGCUCCUCAUGAAGCUACUGGUGGUAUUAUUGGGGUUAAUCGUCGUGGUCAAGUGUUGUCUGUUUCUGUCGAUGAAGACAGUAUUAUUCGAUAUGUGAAUCAAGUAUUGCAUAAUCCUGAUUUGGCGUUGCGUAUUGCAACGAGAAAUAAUCUCGCAGGAGCUGAGGAAUUGUUUGUAAACAAGUUUCAAUUGUUGUUCACUAAUGGACAGUAUGCUGAAGCGGCUAAAGUAGCUGCCAAUGCUCCGAAAGGUAUACUAAGAACACCAGCUACGAUUCAAAUGUUUCAACAAGUGCCCACACAACCGGGACAGAAUAGUCCCUUGUUGCAGUAUUUCGGGAUUUUGCUGGAUCAGGGGCAGCUCAACAGAUACGAAUCGUUGGAACUGUGCAAACCAGUCCUGUUGCAAGGCCGUAAACAGCUCUUGGAAAAAUGGCUAAAAGAAGACAAACUCGAGUGUUCGGAAGAAUUGGGCGAUUUAGUGAAACAAGCCGACUCAACUCUCGCCCUAUCGGUUUACCUCCGUGCUAAUGUACCAGCCAAAGUGAUUCAAAGUUUUGCCGAAACUGGUCAAUUCCAAAAAAUCGUUCUCUAUGCAAAGAAAGUCAACUACACACCUGAUUACAUUUAUUUGCUUCGUUCCGUAAUGCGAACAAAUCCCGAUCAAGGAGCCGCUUUCGCAAGCAUGCUUGUUGCUGAUGAAGAACCUCUUGCUGAUAUCAAUCAAAUCGUUGAUAUUUUCAUGGAACAAAACAUGGUGCAGCAAUGUACAGCUUUCCUCCUUGAUGCAUUGAAACACAAUAGACCGACCGAAGGUCAUCUCCAAACGAGACUCCUCGAAAUGAACUUAAUGUCAGCGCCUCAAGUGGCCGAUGCUAUUUUGGGGAAUAACAUGUUUACGCAUUAUGAUAGGGCUCAUAUUGCACAGCUUUGCGAGAAAGCUGGACUUUUGCAACGAGCACUCGAACACUAUACUGAUUUGUAUGACAUCAAGCGUGCUGUAGUACACACCCAUCUUCUACCCAUGGAUUGGUUGGUGAAUUUCUUUGGGACUUUGAGUGUUGAAGAUAGUUUAGAGUGUCUCAAAGCCAUGCUGACAGCUAAUAUACGACAAAACCUUCAGAUUUGUGUCCAAAUCGCGACGAAAUAUCACGAACAACUUACAACGAAAGCGUUGAUUGAUUUGUUUGAGAGUUUCAAGAGUUAUGAAGGUCUUUUCUAUUUUCUUGGUUCCAUUGUGAAUUUCUCGCAAGAUCCAGAUGUCCAUUUCAAGUAUAUUCAAGCGGCGUGUAAGACUGGACAAAUUAAGGAAGUGGAGAGGAUUUGUCGCGAGUCGAAUUGUUAUAAUCCUGAAAGUGUCAAGAAUUUCCUGAAAGAAGCCAAAUUGACCGAUCAAUUGCCCUUGAUUAUUGUGUGCGAUAGAUUCGAUUUUGUGCACGAUUUGGUCUUGUAUCUCUAUAGGAAUUCUCUGCAAAAGUACAUCGAGAUCUAUGUACAAAAGGUGAAUCCCAGUCGUCUCCCCGUCGUGGUGGGCGGCCUCCUCGACGUCGACUGUGCCGAAGACAUCAUCAAAAACCUAAUCCUCGUCGUGCGUGGUCAAUUCUCCACCGAUGAACUCGUCGAAGAAGUGGAAAAACGCAACCGUUUGAAACUCCUUCUACCCUGGCUGGAAAGUCGUGUUCAUGAAGGUUGUGUCGAACCAGCCACUCACAACGCCUUAGCCAAAAUCUACAUCGAUUCAAACAACAACGCUGAACGUUUCCUCAAAGAGAACCAAUGGUACGAUUCACGCGUUGUUGGUCGCUACUGCGAGAAACGCGACCCCCAUCUUGCUUGCGUCGCCUAUGAACGUGGUCAAUGCGAUCGCGAAUUAAUCGCAGUCUGUAACGAAAAUUCGCUAUUCAAAUCCGAAGCUCGUUAUUUAGUGAGACGAAGAGAUCCUGAAUUAUGGGCCGAAGUCUUACAAGAAAGUAACCCUUAUCGAAGACAGUUGAUUGAUCAAGUGGUCCAAACAGCGCUGAGUGAAACACAAGACCCUGAGGAUAUUUCAGUCACUGUUAAAGCCUUCAUGACGGCUGACCUCCCCAAUGAAUUGAUUGAAUUGCUUGAAAAAAUCGUCUUGGAUAGUUCGGUCUUUUCCGAUCAUCGAAAUUUGCAAAAUCUCUUGAUUUUGACUGCGAUUAAAGCUGAUGCAACCCGUGUCAUGGAUUAUAUCAAUCGUUUGGACAACUACGAUGCUCCUGAUAUUGCCAAUAUCGCGAUUAAUAAUCAUCUCUAUGAGGAGGCUUUUGCUAUUUUCAAAAAAUUCGAUGUUAAUACUUCCGCUAUUCAAGUUUUAAUCGAACAAGUAAAUAAUUUGGAUCGUGCUUAUGAGUUUGCAGAACGUUGCAAUGAACCAGCUGUUUGGAGUCAAUUAGCUAAGGCACAAUUGAAUCAAGGUUUGGUUAAGGAAGCUAUCGAUUCGUAUAUUAAAGCUGAUGAUCCAUCUGCGUACAUGGCUGUUGUUGAAACCGCUUCAAAGAAUAAUUCAUGGGAGGAUUUGGUUCGCUAUUUGCAAAUGGCGCGUAAAAAAUCAAGAGAGAGUUAUAUCGAAUCAGAAUUGAUUUAUUCGUAUGCUAAAACCGGACGACUUGCUGAUUUAGAAGAGUUUAUAAGUGGUCCAAAUCAUGCCGAUAUACAGAAAAUCGGUGAUCGUUGUUUUGAUGAUAAAAUGUACGAUGCUGCAAAAUUGCUGUAUAAUAAUGUCUCGAAUUUCGCAAGAUUGGCCAUCACUCUGGUGCAUCUUAAGGAGUUUCAGGGGGCCGUUGAUAGUGCACGCAAGGCCAACAGCACGCGCACUUGGAAGGAGGUCUGUUUUGCAUGUGUGGACGCCGAAGAGUUCCGUUUGGCCCAAAUGUGUGGAAUGCACAUUGUAGUCCAUGCUGAUGAGCUUCAAGAUCUCAUCAACUACUACCAAGAUCGUGGCUAUUUCGAAGAACUUAUUGGUUUGCUAGAAGCCGCUUUAGGUCUUGAACGUGCCCAUAUGGGUAUGUUCACCGAAUUGGCAAUUCUCUAUUCGAAAUACAAACCGGCAAAAAUGCGCGAACACUUGGAAUUGUUCUGGUCACGUGUUAACAUCCCUAAAGUGUUACGAGCUGCAGAACAGGCACAUCUAUGGGCCGAAUUAGUUUUUCUCUAUGAUAAAUACGAAGAGUAUGAUAAUGCCGUUUUGGCUAUGAUGGCACAUCCGACUGAGGCAUGGCGUGAAGGACAUUUCAAAGAUAUCAUAACUAAAGUGGCCAACAUUGAAUUGUAUUACAAAGCGAUACAGUUUUAUUUGGAUUAUAAACCGUUGUUGUUGAACGAUUUGUUAUUGGUGUUGGCACCAAGAAUGGAUCAUACAAGAGCUGUGGCGUUUUUCACAAAGACGGGACAUUUGCAACUUGUCAAGUCGUAUUUGAGGUCGGUGCAGAAUUUGAAUAAUAAAGCCAUCAACGAAGCUCUCAAUUCGUUGCUGAUUGAAGAAGAGGAUUUCCAGGGUUUGAGAACGUCAAUCGACGCUUUCGACAACUUCGACAAUAUCGGCCUGGCCCAAAAAUUGGAAAAACACGAAUUGACCGAAUUCAGACGUAUCGCUGCUUAUUUAUACAAAGGCAACAACAGAUGGAAACAGAGUGUUGAAUUAUGUAAGAAAGAUCGACUCUUCAGAGACGCAAUGGAAUACACAGCUGAAUCGAAAAAUCAAGAAUUGGCCGAAGAACUACUGGCGUGGUUUUUGGAACGAAAGGCCUACGAUUGUUUUGCAGCAUGUCUCUACCAAUGCUACGAUUUGUUAAGGCCUGACGUAAUAUUAGAGCUAGCUUGGAGACACAAAAUAAUGGAUUUGGCGAUGCCUUAUUUGAUUCAAGUGACGCGAGAAUUGACCACAAAAGUGGAGAAAUUAGAACAGUCGGAUGCACAAAGACAGAGUGAAGCUGCUGAAGAAACACACAAGCCGAUGAUGAUCAACGAGCCACAGUUAAUGCUAACGGCAGGGCCCGCCAUGGGCAUUCCGCCUCAGGCGUACGUCCCGCCCCAAGCCUACGCCCAGCCGGGCUACGCCCCCCAGAUGCCGUACGGUGCUUACCCGGGCAUGUAAUAUAAGGAGAAUUUUAGCCAGCGUUAUGAUAAUUACAAGUUUAGAAGAGGAAAUGGUUCAAAUGACGCUACUAUUAAUAAAAAUCUUUUUUUAUUUUAAUCGCAAAGUUUACUAAAUUAAAAAUUAAUGUUAUGUAAUAUACAAAGAGAACAGUUCCAUUGGUUCAAACAACAGCCGUUAACUUUACGAAUUAGAGAAUUUUUUUCGGUUAAUAGUCACUGUAAAAUUGUACAGUGUAGCUGAAUUUGUUGAAAAACCUAACAUAACGAAACUGUUAAUUGUGUGAAAUUCGCUAGAUUCGCUUUAUUAAUUAGCUAGUUCGUACAAGUUGAUUUUGUUGGGUCAUUAUCGUACUACUUUUUUUUAUUUAACUUCCAUUGUAAAUGUUAGUGUUUUAUGAGUAAUUUUUGUUAUGUCUAUGAGGUGGGUGCUUUUUGUUACAAUGUACAUAAUUGUAAUAUGUACCGGGCAAAAGUACAGUGUAUAUAACCUUUCGGAAACUUGCUAUUUAGUCUAUCAACCACACACCCACCCACACGUAUUCUUACUAUGAUUUAUCAAUCAAUGUUUAUCAUUCCCAUUUAUAGUGUUAUUUAAAAUCAAAUAUAUGUAUUAAGUAUCAAA
Tribolium madens (black flour beetle) is the source of this 5835-nucleotide messenger RNA. It is a transcript of the gene Chc, whose product is annotated as clathrin heavy chain. The transcript has 10 exons. Gene Ontology annotation, molecular function: clathrin light chain binding; structural molecule activity. Gene Ontology annotation, biological process: receptor-mediated endocytosis; intracellular protein transport. Gene Ontology annotation, cellular component: cell cortex; clathrin-coated endocytic vesicle; clathrin coat of coated pit. Bases 157 to 5211 code for a protein of 1684 amino acids. NCBI's taxonomy places the organism in Eukaryota, Metazoa, Arthropoda, Insecta, Coleoptera, Tenebrionidae. The record is from RefSeq and is a predicted model, not a curated record.